UCCUGGAACGCAAACACAUCACGCCAAUAGCGAUCACAUGAUGGCGACACCGUCCAUGGAGGAUCUGACGCGGCUUCUACCCCACGACGCGCUCGCCGACAUCCUACGCCGCCUUGGAUCGCCGCGCCGCCUCGCCGCGUCCCGCUGCGUAUGCAAGGCAUGGCGCGACGUCGUCGACGCCCACCGCCUGUUGCGCACGAAGCUCCUUCCUCUCUCGCUGGCGGGCAUCUUCACCGUCAUGCACAGCAACGACUCAGGCAUCCACAAAUACUUCUCACCCAUUACUUCCCCGACCAUUGCCCCCUUCGACUACCUGAACACCGACAACGCCGAGUGCCUGACGAUCGUGCAACACUGCAAUGGCCUCCUCCUGCUUGGCUAUGAGGAGGCGAGGGUGCUUAAUCCAGCCACACGACAGUGCACGUGUUUGCCUCCUCCCCCGCCCAUGUUCACGCCUGGCAUGGAGGACGCCGAUUGGUUUCUCGAGUCUGGCAUGGACAAUCAUCUUCAGUAUCUUGUCUUUGACCCGACAGUGUCUCCGGACUAUGAGGUCUUUUCGGUAAAGUAUGUUCCUUGGUAUCCCUCCCCUGAUGACAUCCAUUUGGCGUCUCACGAAAUCCAAGAACGAGAAUGGCCACCGUUGAAAUUUGUUUUCCACAUCUAUUCGUCGAGGACAAAGCAGUGGGAGGAGAAGACUUUCCUUCGGGAAGGCGAAGCUGCAGGGAAGAUCCGCUAUAUGUUACAGACAAUGCAAACAACCCAACGUUAUGCGGCAUACUGGCGGGGAUCUCUUUACGUGUGUCAGCAUGAAUUUCUUAUGAGAAUAAACUUGUCAAAUGGCACGUACCAAGUAAUUGACCUGCCAAAACAUUGUCAUUUUCACCUUCUCAGGAACGACAACCUCACCAAGCAGAAUCACUCGGCCUCCAUUAUCACCGAAAAGAUAUUUCUUGCACCUUACCAAGAUUCAAAUAGUAAAGUAGAGCAUAACCUUACAAAGGCUUGCGGCCCGAUAUGCAAGUAUUUAUGA
Messenger RNA from Triticum aestivum (bread wheat), 1030 nucleotides. RefSeq lists its product as uncharacterized. The transcript is spliced from 3 exons. Lineage: Eukaryota; Viridiplantae; Streptophyta; Magnoliopsida; Poales; Poaceae. Bases 38 to 1030 code for a protein of 330 amino acids. The record is from RefSeq and is a predicted model, not a curated record. Gene Ontology annotation, molecular function: protein binding.